Oenanthe melanoleuca is the source of this 3254-nucleotide messenger RNA. It is a transcript of the gene IARS2, whose product is annotated as isoleucyl-tRNA synthetase 2, mitochondrial. Gene Ontology annotation, biological process: isoleucyl-tRNA aminoacylation. Gene Ontology annotation, cellular component: cytosol. NCBI's taxonomy places the organism in Eukaryota, Metazoa, Chordata, Aves, Passeriformes, Muscicapidae. The transcript has 23 exons. The record is from RefSeq and is a predicted model, not a curated record. The coding region runs from base 51 to 3035 and encodes 994 amino acids. Gene Ontology annotation, molecular function: tRNA binding; aminoacyl-tRNA deacylase activity; ATP binding.
CCUGCCCGCGGCCCGUCGCGCCGGCGGAAGCGCGGCCGCAGCCCGUGAGGAUGCUUCGGGCCUGGCGGGCGCCGCCGCUGGCGCGGGCCCGGGCCGGCGCCGCCCGGGGCUGGGCGCGCUCCGCCGCCUCGGAGGCCGCGGCCGAGAGCCGGGAGGACUCCCGGUACCGGGACACGGUGCUGCUGCCGCGCAGCCGCUUCCCCGCGCAGCUGCCGGGGCGGCUGCAGCCCGAGAAGGAGCUGGAAACGCAGCAGAAAUGUGGUUUUUCGGAGCUGUACUCAUGGCAAAGGCAAAGGAAGACAAAACAGGAAUUUUGUCUGCAUGAUGGACCACCCUAUGCCAAUGGAGACCCUCAUGUUGGCCAUGCAUUAAACAAAAUUUUGAAAGACAUCACCAACCGCUUCCAUGUGAUGAGAGGUUAUAAAGUGCAUUAUGUGCCAGGGUGGGAUUGCCAUGGAUUGCCAAUUGAAUUGAAGGCACUGUCAGAAGUCAAAGGAGCUGAAAAUCUUUCACCGAUGGAAAUUCGGCAGAGAGCCAGAGCAUUUGCAGAAAGUGCAAUUGAGAAACAGAAAUCUGCCUUCAUUCGUUGGGGUGUAAUGGCAGAUUGGGCCAACUGCUACCUUACAUUUGAUCCAAAGUAUGAAGCAAACCAGCUGAGAGUCUUCUACAAGAUGUAUGACAAGGGUUUAAUUUAUCGGGACUAUAAACCUGUGUUCUGGUCCCCUUCAACAAAAACAGCCUUGGCUGAGGCAGAACUGGAGUACAACGAGCAGCACGUCAGUCGCUCUGUGUACGUGAAAUUUCCACUGCUGAAGUCGCCACCUAAGCUGACUUCUGUGCUAGAUGGAUCAUCCCCUGCUAGUGUGCUAGUCUGGACCACGCAACCUUGGACUGUGCCAGCCAAUCAAGCAGUUUGUUACAUGCCAGACUCAGUAUAUUCAAUUGUAAAAUGUGCAGUGACUGGACAACGCUUCAUCCUUGCUGCAGAUAGAGUUGAAUCUACAGCUGCUGUUCUGGACACACAGUUUGAGGUUAUAUCAACAUGUAAAGGUGCAGAUUUGGCAGAUGGUUCUUGUGCUCAUCCCACCAUUCCUGGCAGAGUCUCUCCCUUGUUACCUGCAAAUCAUGUGACAAUGACAAAAGGGACAGGAUUAGUUCACACAGCCCCAGCUCAUGGUAUGGAAGAUUACAGCGUGGCUUCCCACCAUCAGCUACCCACGGAUUGCCUUGUGGAUGAAAGUGGAUAUUUUACAGAAGCAGCAGGUCCUGAACUUAAAAACAAGAAUGUGCUUGAAGAAGGGAAUGAAGCUGUCAUUAAGAUGCUUCAAGCAGCUGGGAGUUUGUUAAAAGAGGAGAAAUACGUGCACAGUUACCCCUAUGACUGGAGGACUAAAAAACCAAUGAUUAUUCGUGCCAGCAAACAGUGGUUUGUAAACACAGCAGAUGUGAAGGCUGCAGCACAGGAUGCACUGAAAAAAGUGAAAGUGAUCCCUACAUCUGCAGUGAACAGGAUGCUGGAGAUGCUGGACAGAAGGACGUUCUGGUGCAUAUCACGGCAAAGAUGCUGGGGUGUCCCAAUUCCUGCUUUUUAUCAGAAGAGCACAGGAGAAUGCUUGAUAAACAGUGAAACCAUCACAGAUGUCAUCAAAAUAGUGGAGCAGCAAGGGACAGAUGCAUGGUGGGCCCUCCCUAUUGAACAACUCCUGUCAAAAGAGGCUCUAGCAAAGGCUGGUGGUCACGAUGUUUCGGAUUAUGUCAAGGGACAGGAUGUCCUAGACAUUUGGUUUGACAGUGGAACUUCCUGGGCUCAUGUUUUGGAAGGUGCAGAUCAAAGAGCAGAUACAUACAUUGAAGGAAAAGACCAGCUGGGAGGUUGGUUUCAGUCCUCUCUCUUAACCAGUGUUGCAAUAAGGAAAAAGGCACCAUACAAGACUCUGGUGGUCCAUGGCUUUACUCUUGGUGAGAAAGGGGAGAAGAUGUCCAAAUCUGUUGGCAACGUGGUUGACCCUGAUGUCGUCAUCAAUGGAGGCGAAGACCACGCCAAGGAUCCUCCGUACGGUGCCGACAUUCUCCGCUGGUGGGUGGCAGAAUCCAAUGUUUUCACAGAGGUGCUGAUUGGGCCUGUGGUGCUCAAUGCUGCCAGAGAUGACAUCAACAAGCUCCGGAACACACUACGCUUCAUGCUGGGAAACCUGGAGGGCUUCAAUCCAGAGACAGAUUCCAUCCCUGCUGCAGAGAUGUACAUAGUGGAUCAAUACAUGCUGCAUUUACUGCACGAAUAUGGCAGCAAGGUUACAGAAGCCUACAAACAAUAUGAUUAUAGCAAAGUUGUUCGACUGCUGCAGGCAUUCUGUUCCAAAAGCUUAUCUAACUUCUAUUUCAGCAUGAUCAAGGACAGGCUCUACUGUGAAGAAGCCAAGGAUCCUAAGCGUCGUUCAUGUCAAACUGUGUUGGCAGAGGCCCUGGACAUCAUUGUCCGCUCCUUUGCACCCAUCCUGCCCCACUUGGCAGAGGAGGUUUUCCAGUACAUCCCUUACAAGAAAGACUCAGAGGGUGUGUUUCGUACUGGCUGGAUUAAUGCAAGCUCAGCAUGGAAGAAGCCUGGCAUUGAGGAAGCAAUAGAAGGUGCAUGUGCAAUGAGAGACUCCUUCCUUGGGUCCAUCUCUGGCAAGAACUCUUUGGAAUAUGAAGUCAUCAUUGUAAUUGAGCCUGGAUUGCUCUUUGAAUUAAUGGAGGCACUGCAGGCUGAAGAAACUUCCAGUGUUUCCCAGCUAAAUGAGAUAAUGAUGGCUUCCCAGACAACCCUGCUGAGCGAGUUCCCCAAAGAAACACCUUCAGAUGCAAAUAUCAUAAAAGGGACCUUUUUGAUUAACUUGGAAGGUGGUGACAUUUGUGAACAGUCUUCAUACAAAGUUAUAGCCCGACCCAUUGCCAAAGCAAAAUGCCCUCGCUGCAGGAGAUACACGGCCGAGUCCUCAAGCACUCCCUGCCCACGGUGCCUCCAAGUCCUUGCUGCUGGAAAGGGGAGCACGUGAAGACAAAAUGCCUAUGCAAAAGCUGCUCCAAAGUGGCUGAAGCAGCAGGUCUGCAUACUGGAACCUCUAGAAGCAGAUGCUUAAGCCCCAGCCUGAGCAGGAGUAUCAUGUAUUUUGGGGAACCUUAUGCGUGUGUAUAUAUAUAAAUACAUAUAUAUAUAUAUACACUACUUGUUGUAUAUCACUUUUCAGCUUAAUAAAAAGGGUGGUUAAAAAUAA